Manis javanica (Malayan pangolin) is the source of this 2224-nucleotide messenger RNA. The record is from RefSeq and is a predicted model, not a curated record. NCBI's taxonomy places the organism in Eukaryota, Metazoa, Chordata, Mammalia, Pholidota, Manidae.
CUGGGUGGUGACCAUUUUGCCUGCCUCCCUCACGUGUGUGAGCUAUCUGUUCCACAUACUGGCCUGCUACAGAAAGCACAUGAAGAGGUUGUGGGCAGGAGAUAAACAGUUUCUUCCUGUGAAGUUCCAUAAUCCUUCCUCGUCGGAGAGUGUGGUGGCCAUCGCAAGGUACUCUGGCUGGCAAAUAGCCUAUAUUCUGUGGGGCUACCUCAUUAUCCAUGUGCUGCAGAGCCUGUGUGGCAUGAUGAUCAUGUACAGUCUGGUGCUGCCUGUCAUCCACAACCAGGGCCUAGGGAUGCUCCAAGGACUGGGCAUCGGGACCCUCACCAUAUCCAUCGUCCUGGGCCUCAUGAUCAUCCAGGUAUGGAUUGCCGCCACCUUCUUCCUGCAACCAAAGAUAGGCACAGCUGACAAGCAGAAGCCCUUGGCUCUCAACAACAGGAAAGCAUUCCACAACUUCAACUACUUUCUGUUCUUCUACAACGUGCUGCUGGGCCUGGGCGCUUGCCUCUCCAGGCUGCUCAUCAGCUGCAUCCUGGGCACGUGGCUGAUUGCUCGCAUUGACAGGACCAUCAUGCAGAAUGGCUAUGAAGGAGCAGACAUGGGGUUCAAUGCAUGGAUCGGCAUGCUCUAUGUGGAUCAUUAUCAUACCAACCCUGUGCUCGUCAGCUUCUGUCACAUCCUGAUUAUAGGCCACAGGGAGAAGAGGCUCCAACAGGCCAUCAGAUACUGGUGCCAAAAUCAGCCAACAGGUCCCCGCAUCUCAGCUAGGUCCAGAACACGGUGGUUCCUGCUGCAGACCCUGAUCAACAAUCCCAGACUGGCCAUGCUCAGAAAAUCAAGAGUGGGUCAUGGCUCCUGGGAGUUUACCCAGAUUCUGUCACCAUGCUCUGAGAGCUGAUGCUGACCUCCAACACUGUUACAAGGCCAUUCCAGGCUGACCAAAAGCUGUCCCCUGUGAUGCGAUGAGAUGCAUAGCCACUGUGGGUGCAGAUGGCACACAGCACUGGCUACUCAUGGCAUGAUACUGAGCUAAACAAUGAACUAUGAAUCACUUCCUUGGUAAAAAGAUCAAGGACUAAAGAGAAUUUCUGUUGAACAUAACUUGCCCAAUAAUUGUUUCCACUAUUCAUGGUUAGGGGGCAGCCUGGGAACCUGGGGAGUUCGGUGUUGAGAAGCACUUAGUUUGACCACAGGGCAGAACUUUGCGUCACUGAGGAAGGUGGCAAAAUUUCUAUCAGGUGAGUUUAACCACUGAUGCAGUUUUUCUUUGGAAGAAAGGAUGGCUUUAUUGCUUCCUCCUUCUCAGGUCUUCUGGUGGUAGGAGAGAAGGAAAUCCAUGAUCACAGCCUCCAGUCCAGUAGGGUAAGCAGGCAUACACUGAGCUCUCCCUGUGUUGGCCCCUGGGAUGAAGAAUAGAUCAGAACUGACCUGGGCCUUGUCACACAGAAAUUCUGAUUCAGAAUCUCUCUGACAAAGGGGGAUCCCCUGGGAAAGCACCUGUCUCAGGAGGCAAAGACAGGGUGGGCAUGCAUCCUAAUUGGGGCACAAUAAUGCAAAGGUUUGGGAGCAGGAAGAGCUCAGGCAUGUUUGAGGAGAGUGAGCCCUCUGGUGUUUACAGAGCAGGGUGUUGGGAAGAGGCCCAUGUAGCUGGCUGAAAGCCUGGAUAUUUCUCUUUGGGCACAAGGCCCAGAAUUUACCCAAAUUCUUCCUACCCAAGCAUGAGGUCUCUGAUGGCCCAGGACCUGUAGAAAGUGUGAUCCUUAAAAGUCACUCAUGAAGCCACUCUGCAAGUGCCAGAAGGGCCCACCAAUAGGGUAAGGGAAGUCCCCAUCUACCUCACAGGUCCCAGAGCCACUGAAAUUCAGUAAUCAUUAUUGAGCUCCUACUGUAAAGCCAUCCUUUACGUAUUUGCCAGACUCAUCUCUUUUAACUUAAUCUCCACAGCUAAGCUUUGUCAUUCUGCUUUUAGAAACAGGAAACUGAGACUCAGAGUUUCGGGAUCUCCACACCACUACUUUCUAGCUGUGUGAUAUUGGCUAAAUUACUUUGCCUUUCUGUGCUUUCUUUUCUUACAUAUAAAAAGUGGGUGAUACCCACAACAUCCAAAAUUAUUUUGAGGAUAAAAUGAGUUAAUACAUACAAACACUCCUAAGCUGGUGCCUGAUCCUAACUCUCAAUAUCCUAAACUUUCAAUAAAUAUCAGUUAUGUUAUUUGUAAUAU